Molecule: messenger RNA, 264 nt
Organism: Dibothriocephalus latus
Lineage: Eukaryota; Metazoa; Platyhelminthes; Cestoda; Diphyllobothriidea; Diphyllobothriidae
Source: the annotation of a GenBank genome assembly
AUGCUUCUUAAAAUAUUUGCUGAAAUAAAUAAUAACUCAAUAACGGAAAAAUUAGACAGGAACCGAUUCCGUGCACUACUUCAUAAAACUUUUAACAUGACAGAUGACAUUAUUCUCGAUAGGAGUUUGGCACAAAAUUUAGCAUUUAAUAAGCGUCUCGAUGGCUUAAUGACACAAGAAGAGUGGGUCAGAGGCCUAUCAAUUUUCCUUCGAGGGACAUUGGCUGAAAGGGCUGCCUGUAAAAUUUCCGAACAUUAUAAUUAG